Molecule: messenger RNA, 2049 nt
Organism: Rotaria sordida
Lineage: Eukaryota; Metazoa; Rotifera; Eurotatoria; Philodinida; Philodinidae
Source: the annotation of a GenBank genome assembly
AUGGUUAGGGCAAUGCAAUUUGGUAACAAAUCCCGAUUUACUGACCUUGAAAAUGAACCUGUGGAUCACCUAUUACCACCUAUAAGAGGUUAUCAAGGUCAAACACUUGUUUCACUAGUUGAAGCAAUUCAACCUGUUUCUAGUUUUUUUGUUGAAAUUAAAGAUAAUGUUAUGAUUGCGUUACAGAAUUCACAAAACCCUGCUAAUGGAUUAACUCAGGACGAAUCAGCUUCAAUACAUUUAUAUACUAUGCAAUUUGACAGAGGACCAAGUUUAUUUGAAUUACUUAAUCAAUCAUUACGCGAUGAAAAUCGUCAAAAUUUGAAACUAUGGUUUCCAUAUCUUAAAUUAUUUUGUACUGCACUAUAUAAACUGCCAUCACAAAGUAUAAGAGUAUGGUGUGGGAUUCGAGAUGUUGAUUUAACUGCAAAAUACCAAAAGGGUACACGAUUUGCUUGGUGGGGAGUUAAUUCUUGUAAGACUGAUAUGCAAGCACUUGAAUCAGAUCAAUUCUUGGCACAUUCAUAUUUCAAAAACAUAGAAAAAGAAAUCAUUCUUAUGCCUGACUCCCAUUUCGAAGUGAUAGACCAGUUAAAUCCAGCAACUGGACUUUAUAUUAUUGAAUUAAAAGAAAUUACACCGUCAAUGACACUUGUUAGACCACCGUUUACUAUAUGGAACGGAGAAAAAUCACCAUCGGUCGUACAUAAACUAAGUGCAUCUUCUUCAACAACACCAGGUAUGAUGACAUCGAUAGCAUCUGCCGGCAGCGUUUUAGAGAAAAUGACAAAAGCACUUGUAUUGGCUCAAGAUUAUAUGACUCAAUGGUCAGCAGAUAAUGUCUAUUCGGAUGAAGCACUUAUUGUACCAUUUCCCAGUUUAGCUGUAUUUGAUCCAAAUAAAAAUAUCUGGUGCAUCCAAAUUAAAGCUUGGUUAUAUUUACCAUUUGAAGACAAAAAAAUAAAAAAUUAUUUAUCAUCAUUAACGACUAUUUUAUCUGGUAAAACUGAAGAAAAUGUCGAAAAUUCUAUUCAUCAAGAUAAUAAAAAUAUCAAUACAGAAAAAACUUUGAAAGCUCUUGUUUUUGUCGUAGACUGUAAAAAUAUAAUCAAACAAGAAGAAUUAGUGGAUGACGAUAUUUAUGAAGACGCUCUACAUGAUUUUGAUAAAUCAAAAGGAAAACCAAGUCGUUUAAGUUUAUUUUUUGCUGGAAGACCUGUUAAAGCUGCAAUUAAAUGUUUGAUUCAUGAUGUUGAACAUUUAAUGGAAUCAUCUGAUGAACGUGGUUUUAUAGAAGAACGACUUGAAUUAUCUGAUGAAAAAAUUCAAAAAAUUUCAAAAAAAAUUCAUCCUGAUUCCGAUGAUCGACAAUUUGAUUAUGAAAUUCGAAUAAAUGAAUCGAAAACUGAUUCUAAAUCAGGAAAUUUGAAAACACUUAAAUGUACGAUAUAUACUCUAGCACCUAAUGGUGUUAGUAUUAUAUCAGAUAUUGAUGACACAAUAAAAAUUACUAAAGUUCUUAAUAUACCAGCAUUAUUAAAACAUACAUUUUUUGAUGAUUUUAAACCAGUCAAUGGUAUGAAUGAACUUUAUCAAAAAUGGUAUGAACAAAAAUGUCAAUUUCAUUAUGUUAGUGCAAGUCCAUGGCAAUUAUUUCAAGCUAUAUCUCAUUUUUUGAAAAAAUAUAAUUAUCCAAUGGGUACCGUCAAUUUAAGAAAAUAUGAAACUCUGUUGAAAUUUUUAAAACUACCACACACCUAUAAGAAGGAUAUAAUUACACAGAUCAUUCGUGCUUAUCCUUUCAGAAAAUAUAUCUGUGUUGGAGAUUCAGGAGAAUUGGAUCCUGAAAUUUAUGCUGAAUUAUACGAUACUUUUCCACAAUGUAUUGCUCAUAUAUUUAUUCGGGAUGCUUGUCAGACAUCUGAAUGUUUACCAAAAUGUCAAGAACGAUAUAUGAAAACAUUCCAAGAUGUACCAAAACAAAAAUGGACUGUUUUUAAAGAUCCUAAAACGAUUGAAACGAAUAUUCAAAAAAUAAUUGCUACUUAA